Molecule: messenger RNA, 1695 nt
Organism: Auanema sp. JU1783
Lineage: Eukaryota; Metazoa; Nematoda; Chromadorea; Rhabditida; Rhabditidae
Source: the annotation of a GenBank genome assembly
AUGGCGGUGAUUCGAGUUGAUUGUGAACAAGCUCAGGUUCAUCAACCAAGAAUGAAAGUCUUCACAGUCGGUCUCGGUGACAAAGAUGGAACGAAGAAGGCAGAUCCAGUCAAAUCCAGUGAAAGCACGGCUGAGAUGACAAAGAUUCCUAUUGACAGUAAUACAUCUUCUCCUUCUAUAUCACCCGCUCCAAUAAUUAUCUCUCGCUCACCCCCAGCACGUAAAGCUAUGAUGAGAAGCUGUGGAAUUCUCUCAUGGUGCAUUGGAGCUUUCUUCAUCGUUCUACUCUGCCUCACAAUAUCAGAGAUCUCAUAUAAUCGUCAACGAGAUCAAGCUUAUCUUCGAUUAAAAUGGGCCGAACUUCGGCAACGAAUGCUUGGAUAUGAACUUCUCUCCCAAGUUCAGCAACAGCAACAACAAAAGUCUCAGAACCAACCUCUCGAUGAAAGAUUGGCUUUCAGCAAUCGACCAACACAUCAAGCUCUUCCUCUGUUAGAGACACCAACUAUAUCGAACAAUGUGGAUAAUGAAGUUACGAACGAUAUUAAGAAAUCUGAAGAAGACAUGUCUACCGCUGAAGGAGAUGCUCGAUUUGUUUUCUUAAGAAAUAUUUUGGAAAAAAUGAGAAAGAAAGCUUCUGAAAUGGGUUUAAACGGAGAUAUGCAAGUUCAUGUGAUUGAAGUUAAGCCAAUUCAACCUGAAAACGAACGCGAUGGAAUGUCACAAAGAGCUUGGGAAGAUGGGUUUGGAGAAGUAGCUGUUCCCAAACAACACUUUGGGCCCUUCCCUCAUGACGAAGACUACGUCGAAUACGAUAGUUUCCGUCCACCUUUCAUUCCACCUCAACCAUUUAUGAUGGGCUUCCCUCCUCAAUUCGACCGAUGGAGUCAUCCACGAGCUCCUAAGUGGAAUCAACCACAAUGGGAUCGUCGUCCACAAGUUCCAGAAUUUGAAGAAAACUAUCAAGACAACUUCCUCUUCAAUGACAAUUUCGAAAGACCAAAUGGAGAAGCUCCCUUCAUGCCAGACAACCGUAGAUGGCCAAUGGGAAACCAGUGGGCAGAACCUAACCCCAUGAUCAACUUCCCACAAAUGCCAACCAUCGGACGUCAAAACCAGUUUCCAUUCCCUGUUCAGAAUCAGGUUCCCAUCAUUGGAACAGCUAACGAACAGCAACAAGCUCAACGUCCAUGGUACAUGAGUGGAGGAGAUGACGAACGUUUUGCUCAUCAUUGGAAUAACGAUUGGUCAGCAAACAAAAAUAAGCAAGAGUUCAUGCCUUUCCAACCAAACCCAGUAGGAUCAAACAUGGACUCCAAACCAUUCAAUCCAUGGAUGAACAGUCAAGAUAGUGAAGGAAUUGAUAACUUCCAAAGACAAGAAUCAUUCAAUGUACCCAUUGAUGUGGCGGUCGAUGAUAAGGCUCAAAGUGUCGAAAAAUCUGAUUCAUUCCAAACAAACACAUGGCAACAUACUCAAGCUGAGCCCGCAAAGGAAACUGAGCCAGCAUCCCUACCAAUCGUCUCUUCGAAUGCUCAAGUUGGAUCAUUAGAAGAGAAAGACUUCUUGCCUGUUCGUUCUGAAGAAAUCCUCGAAGCUCAUAUGGAUCAUUCGGACAAGGUCAUUAUUCAUGAUGAUGAAGAAAUGGAUAAGAAAUUCAAAUCACCAUUUUUCCAGAUUGAUUAUCCAAACUAA